Messenger RNA from Neoarius graeffei (lesser salmon catfish), 5225 nucleotides. Its product is annotated as histone-lysine N-methyltransferase PRDM9-like. Gene Ontology annotation, cellular component: nucleus. The transcript is spliced from 8 exons. Gene Ontology annotation, molecular function: RNA polymerase II cis-regulatory region sequence-specific DNA binding; histone methyltransferase activity; DNA-binding transcription factor activity, RNA polymerase II-specific. Lineage: Eukaryota; Metazoa; Chordata; Actinopteri; Siluriformes; Ariidae. Gene Ontology annotation, biological process: central nervous system development; regulation of transcription by RNA polymerase II. The record is from RefSeq and is a predicted model, not a curated record. Bases 327 to 2255 code for a protein of 642 amino acids.
AAAAAGCCGCUGCUUGCCUGAACAACUUUAGCCCCUCGAUUUAUAAAAAUAAAAGCACGUUAUUGUGUCUGGCUCUGAGGAUUUAAAACACUGAGGCCAUUCAGAGAGAACAAAGCAGGUUUCAGAUGCAGGCAAUGAGAGCCCGAAAAGAAGCAGAGCAGCCAGAGCAACCUAGAUUGACUUGAGCUGCUAAAGAGGAGCAGAGAGAGAAGUGGAGGCAGGCGAAGGCAAAGUGGUGGGUGAGCUUACACCCUCAGAAGUAACGCCGUCAGAGGGAGAAGAGAGCCCAGCGGGAAAGAGAAAAGCGAGCGAACAAAAGAGCUGUUAUGAGUUCAUCAGAAGACAGACAGCGCUCCUCCAGGAAGUCUCGGGCUCCUGAUCCCUCACAGCUGUGUGAGGACAUGAAAUCAGAGACAUGCAAAGCGUCAGAAGUCUGUGUGAAGAAAGAGGAGACGCUGGAGCUGAACAUCUUCAACCAUGGAGACGACCUUGACAACCUACCUGAAGAUCUCUCCAUUAAAGUGGAAGAUCCUGACAAGAACGACUACCUCUACUGUGAAGUUUGCAAAUCCUUCUUCUUCAGCAAAUGUGAGGUUCAUGGACCGCCCCUCUUCAUCCCAGAUACUCCUGUUCCCAUGGGAGUUCCUGACCGAGCCAGACAAACUCUUCCUCCUGGGUUAGAAAUCCAGAAGUCCAGUAUUCCUGAUGCAGGCCUGGGAGUGUUUAAUAAGGGGGAGACUGUUCCAAUAGGUGCACACUUCGGACCCUAUCAGGGAGAGCUGGUAAACAGAGCGGAAUCCAGGAACAGUGGAUACUCCUGGGUUAUAUGCAGGAACAUGCAGUGUGAAGAAUACAUAGAUGCCAAAAGAGAGAUGCAUGUGAAUUGGAUGAGGUAUGUGAAUUGUACCCGUAACGAUGAAGAACAGAAUCUUGUGGCAUUUCAGUAUCAAGGGGGAAUUCUGUAUCGUUGCUGUCGACCCAUUAACCCAGGACAGGAGCUCUUGGUGUGGUUUGAAGAGGAGUACACCAAAGAACUUCGUCCUGUACCUACAGGAACAGCCAGACAGCAAGAAGUAAAGGACACUCUGCUGCAGGUGUUUUCCUGCUCCACAUGUCCUCGUUCCUAUGCAUCUCAAAUUGACAUCGACAAACACAUCCAGAGAUGCCAUUACAAACAAUAUGUGAGACUUCGGGAAUCAAGAGAGAUUAAAUAUGAACUUCAAAUCCCCUCCAAAUGCUCCAGUAGUGAGCCCACAUCAACUGAUACUCUCAGUUCUGACACAUCUCAUAAUGAUAUACAGAAGGGAAUUCACCACUGCUCAGACGGUGGAACAAGUUUUGGUCAUCAGAAUGCACUCAAGACAAACCAGCACCUUCACACAGGAGGAAAUCCACAUUACUGCUCCCAGUGUGGAAAGAGUUUUACUCGUCAGAGUCAUCUCCAAAAACACCAGCGUAUUCACACAGGAGAGAAGCCGUAUCACUGCUCACAGUGUGGAAAGAAUUUUACUCAUCAGAGUAAUCUCCAAACACACCAGCGCAUUCACACAGGAGAGAAGCCGUAUCACUGCUCACAGUGUGGAAAGAGUUUUCCUCGUCAGAGUGAUCUCCAAAAACACCAGCGCAUUCAUACAGGAGAGAAGCCAUAUCACUGCUCCCAGUGUGGAAAGAGUUUUACUCACCAGAGUAAUCUGCAAAUACACCAGCGCAUUCACACAGGUGAGAAGCCGUAUCACUGCUCACAGUGUGGAAAGAGUUUUACUCAUCAGAGUAAUCUGCAAACACACCAGCGCAUUCAUACAGGAGAGAAGCCAUAUCACUGCUCACAGUGUGGAAAGAGUUUUACUCGUCAGAGUAAUCUCCAAAAACAUCACCGCAUUCACACAGGAGAGAAGCCAUAUCACUGCUCACAGUGUGGAAAGAGUUUUACUCAGCAGAGUCAUCUCCAACAACACCACCGCAUUCACACAGGAGAGAAGCCAUAUCACUGCUCACAGUGUGGAAAGAGUUUUGCUCAUCAGAGUGAUCUCCAGAAACACCAGCGCAUUCACACAGGAGAGAAGCCGUACCACUGCUCACAGUGUGGAAAGAGUUUUACUCGUCAGAGUGAUCUCCGAAAACACCGGCGCAUUCACACAGGAGAGAAGCCUCAUCACUGCUCACAGUGUGGAAAGACGUUUACUUAUUCUGUUACAUUUAAGACCCACGAGUGCAUCAAGUUAGAGACAUUGCAUGAUUUAAAGUUGUCAAAUUAAAUAUGGUUGAGUUAUUAACCUGAAAAUGACCUGUACUUUGAACUUUAUGACCAUUUUUUAAAAUAUGUAACCUUAGAGAUGUUUAAAAUAAGUGUUUUUGUUGGUUUGUUUUCUUUUUAUCUUAAGUAGUCAUUAAUUACCAUUGUACAAGUGAUGAUUUAACUGCAACACUGUUCGUUGUAGUACUGCAGCAUGAGACUAAUUGUUAAUGGAAUUAUUACUGCUCAGGAGUUUAAUGUACUAUGUUUGAAAGGAAUGUGCAUCAAACCAAAUGAGUAUGUCGUAUUUAAAUGAAGCUAUAUGCAUCAGCCUCGUCUGACUGGCCAAGGAGACGGCGUCAGUUAUUUAUAAUGAUGAUCUCAGCAAUAUACAAAAACCUGAACAAAAAUUCAAUCUGUUCGUAGUUCUUUAUCCUAACAUAUGUCGCAAAAAAAAGUCUCCCCAGUUGAUUUAGCUAAUUUUUUUUUUUUACAGACGCAUGGUCUAUUUUCUAAAUUCCUUUGUGAAUUUGCAUAUUUCAUCUAAAAACCUGGUUGUUUCUUCAGACAAAUAAUUAAUUGCUGGAGAAUUUAAUAUUCUUUUUGAUAACCUGGAAGACCCUCUGAGAACAGCAUCCGUGUUCAUUCUCGAUUCAGUAAAAGUUAAUCAGAAUGUUCUAGGACCCACUCAUAAUGGUGUUCGCACUCCUCAAUCUAAUACUGGCGUUCAUAUUUUUUAUAUAUAUAUAUCGAAAAUGUUAUCACAUUUCCACAGUCUGAAGCUCCCUCAGAUCAUUAUCUCCUCUCAUUUGAAACGUGACUACAAUAUGAGAUAUAAACAAGAAUAUAUGCACCUUGCCACACCAUUACAUCAAAAGUACAUUCACAUCAACUACUGCACAAGGUUGGAUCAAUAGUCUCCCAGAAUUAUCAACGCCAACUGGAUCACCGUCAGACCCCACAGAACUUGAUUGGCCAACUGUAGCUUUGUAACAGAGGAAAGUUCCUCUGAGGUGGAAGUUGUCAGUGCGCAGGUGUCAGUAAUGGUGGACAUAUGAUUUUUAGCUCUGGUCUUAUUUUUAUUUAAGUUGAGCCUGGGUGGUAUACAAAGAUUUCAUAUACCAGCUGUAUCUAUGCUCAGCUUUUAUAGAGUUGUUGGAGUAGAUUUUUGUGGCAAGAAUGUGCUGGUGAUGGAAUUUUAUAGUUCAAAUGUGAAAGUGGUAAAACACUUUUCCCAUCCAAGCUUGAUAUGUCAAAUGAUAUCUGUAUGGACGAAGCAUGGUAUUCUUAAUCAUCGCACUCAAGGAACAUCACAUUUGUCUGGAUCUAAGUGUCUGUAUGGAUGUGGAAGUUAAUCCAGGCCCUGAAAGUGAAACCAGUACAUGGAUGGAGAAAAGUAUUGAGAACAGCAAACUGAUUUUAAAUAUACGAAAAGGGACUUUCUCAGACUCAGAAAAUUGGUAAAAUUGAAACCUGCUCCAGCUGUUUACCACAAUCUCAAAAUGUUCAGUCUGUUCAGAUAUCAAGGUUCCUGAAGAGGCAAUAAGCAUUAUGAGAGUCAGACGAAUUUUACCAAUAACUUGGCCAUAUCAUUUGAAAACAAGCCUAUUCCUGUGGUGCAAACCCUCGGCAGGAUUAUUCCCCGAUAAUUCGCUGGAGGUGUAUCUCUGGCGAACUUGAUACAAAUCACACAAUGGGUGUCUGCUAUUGCAGGAACAUUAAAUACAGAUUUUGCUGUGCCAGAAUAUUUUAUUUACAAACGUUUGCAGUCUCGGCAAAACUAAAAAUAGAGUUAAGUGGUUAUAGCACUCAAAGCCGAUUUGAAUAAGAAUGAUAUUGAUGUAUGCGUAAUAUUGGGGAGACAUAUAAACCAGAUAUGCCGGAUAGUCAACAUGCCAAGCUAUAAGAUAUUUAGAUGGGAGAGAAAUUGGUUCGAGCUGGAUUAUAGGAGUAAAAGUGAAAUCCCCAUUUAUGUGCGACAUAACCUGGAUGUUACUGAUGUCUAUAGAUCUAAACUUGAUGAACUGGUAUGUUUGACUUUAAGAUUACCUUUGGGACAUCAGUUGGUAGUUUAUCGUGUUCAUCAUCUGCCUGAAUAUAACUAUAAAGAAUCUGACUUUAUGAACGAUAUAAUUGAACUUGUGGACAGUGUCUUAGGUUCCCAUUCUGACACGGUUUUUAUUUGCGGUGAUAAUGUGAACAAGAUGGAUAUUAACCAACUGCAACAAUUAUUUGGAUGGAAUGCACUUAUGUUGACUUUCCAAAAAGAGAAACUUUGUGUUUAUAUAAUGUGUUGACUAAUCACAAACACCUUUUUGGAAAAUGCUCUCCUUUGAAUAUGCUAACUAAGACUGAUCAUUCUGAGGUUAUUUUGACAGUGGGGUACAAACUUAAACCAACUCGCUGUCAAGUUUUGAUUCGGGAUUGCCGUGAACGUCACAAGAUCGCUUUUUAUCAAGCUCUUGAGAAUGAAAAUUGGGACCAAAUUUUGUCUGCUUACGAUCUGGAUCAAGUGGUUGAAAGUGGCCAUUAUUUUGGGACAUUUGGAAAGCUGUAUGCUUCAGCGAUCAAUGUCUGUCUUCACAGGAUCCAUUCUGGAUGUCUCCCUUGGUUAAAUUUAUACUCAAAACCAUAAAUAGAAUUUCAGCUUCUAAUAUGCACCAACUUCGGCAUUUGAAAAAUUGUAUUUCCCAUCUCAUAAAUGAGAACAGAAGCACUUGCUCGCAGCUCCAAUAGGUAGCCAUCGGUGGUGGGAGGAAGUCGAGUCACGGUUGCAAUGACGUAUAUCCCUGCUACCAGUAUUGGCCUGGAUAAUGAGAGAUUAGUCCAGCUAAAUGACUACUUUGGAACUUUAUGUACCGAUGACACCUAAAGUUGUGGUCAGAAGUUUACAUACAGUGAUAUGAAUGUCAUCUUGGAUAUGAAUGUCAUGGCAUUAUUUGGACUUUCAGUCAUUUCUUUGAACUGUUCUUUUUUGUGGCAGAAAGAUUGU